Messenger RNA from Cornus florida, 618 nucleotides. RefSeq names its product histone H4. Lineage: Eukaryota; Viridiplantae; Streptophyta; Magnoliopsida; Cornales; Cornaceae. Gene Ontology annotation, molecular function: DNA binding; protein heterodimerization activity; structural constituent of chromatin. The coding region runs from base 86 to 397 and encodes 103 amino acids. The record is from RefSeq and is a predicted model, not a curated record. The transcript has a single exon. Gene Ontology annotation, biological process: nucleosome assembly. Gene Ontology annotation, cellular component: nucleosome.
AAUUCGCUCAAUCAAAUCACCAUCUCUUCUCUGCAAAACCAUCCUCUCAUUUCGAAACCCUAGAACUCUUUCUCUCUCUCUAAAAAUGUCCGGUCGAGGCAAAGGUGGCAAGGGGUUGGGCAAGGGAGGCGCAAAGCGUCACAGGAAGGUACUCCGAGACAACAUCCAGGGCAUCACCAAGCCUGCUAUUCGCCGUCUCGCGAGGAGGGGUGGUGUCAAGCGUAUCAGUGGUCUGAUCUAUGAGGAGACUCGCGGCGUUCUCAAGAUCUUCCUCGAGAAUGUCAUUCGUGACGCUGUGACAUACACUGAGCAUGCCCGGAGGAAGACGGUGACCGCCAUGGACGUGGUCUACGCUCUGAAGAGGCAGGGAAGGACUCUGUACGGUUUUGGUGGUUAAGUAUGUGUUUGAUAAUUUUAUUUGUGCCUUGGGUUUGGCGAUGUUGGGUGAUUUGGGAUUUAGGGUUAUGAGAAUUUAGUUGUUGAUGUAAAUGGUGGCUUUAGGGUUAGGUUCUGGUGCUUCGUUUCAAAUUGUUUGUACUGCUAUCCUAUUUCAGGAUCGCCAAUAUCUCUAGGUUUUGUAAUGAAAUUGCCUUAUUUAAAUCAAAUACUUUUGUAGCA